Molecule: messenger RNA, 357 nt
Organism: Candidula unifasciata
Lineage: Eukaryota; Metazoa; Mollusca; Gastropoda; Stylommatophora; Geomitridae
Source: the annotation of a GenBank genome assembly
AUGCCAAUACGCGCACUUCUAAGGUACCUUUUGAACAAUGAACAGCUCAUUCAGAAGAUCGCAGACAGCUACCCUAUCAGACGAGCAGCCCAACUGACUGCUUAUUUUAUUCACAAAGGAAAAGAAAUUGGUGAGGAAAAAGUUGAAAAGAUAAAAGAGUCCGAUGUUAUUAACCGUCUGCAGAAUGAAGCUUUGAACUCCGCAUCAAAACUUCAGGGCAAAGCCAGUUCAACCUUAGAAAAGACAAACAGAUUUGUAAAUACUUUUUCAGAAGCACUGAAACAAGAAUGGAAGAAGGCAGAGAUGAAAAUUGAAGAACAGAAGAAAUUAGAAGGGAAAAAGAAAGAUCAAAGAUAG